AUGGAUCCGGUGUUGCUGGCCAACGUGAUCGGGACUCUGUUCCCACCGGAAGACAGGAAGCUGAGUUUGGGCGGAGUCGAUCGACACCAUGGCUUCCCGCCUACGACAUCUCUUUACCAGAUGCCUAAAGGAGAUCGUCUACCCCCGGACAUUGCGGACAGUGACAUUGGUCUUAUUGCGGAGAGAACACUGCUGAACUCUGGCCUUCUGGACGAGGUGGACAAGCUAUUUGUGAGGAUAAUUGCCACCCGUCUGCAGGCCCAUAUGUCGAGUGCCUGGAUGAUGAAAUACCUGGGCCUCACCAUCGACAGCCGAUGGGCGUUCUGGCCGCACUUCGAGCUCCUGGUUGCAAGGGUGACAGCUGCAGCCAACGCCUUAUGCAGCUUACUACCGAACAUCGGCGGAGCAGCAGUUGGAGUUCGCCGACUCUACGAGGAAGUGAUUCGGUCUCGAGUCCUUUACGGGUCGCCUGCAUGGGCCGAAGACCUGAUGGCGAGUCGUCAUAGCUUACUCUUGUUGAGGAGGUUGCAUAGGACGUCGGAGUCUGUGCUGUUGUAA
Molecule: messenger RNA, 558 nt
Organism: Bombus huntii
Lineage: Eukaryota; Metazoa; Arthropoda; Insecta; Hymenoptera; Apidae
Exons: 3
Coding region: 1-558 (185 amino acids)
Source: RefSeq, a predicted model, not a curated record